AUGAGAUCUAUUAUUUUCAGUAAUUAUAGUGCAUUUGAUACACGUCGUCUUGGUGCUACUAUAGAUGUUGAACAUUCACAUCUUAGGUUCUUGGGUAAUAUGAGUUUAAAUCUUUGGGAUUGUGGUGGUCAAGAUGUAUUUAUGGAUAAUUAUUUUACAAAUCAAAAAGAUCAUAUAUUUAAAAUGGUUGAAGUUUUAAUUCAUGUUUUUGAUGUUGAAAGUAAAGAAGUUGGUAAAGAUAUUGAAGUUUUCGUUAAAUCAUUAAAACAAUUAAAACAAUUUAGUCCCAAUGCUAAAAUAUUUGUACUUUUACAUAAGAUGGAUUUAGUUCAAAUUGAUCGUCGUGAAGAAUUAUUUGGUAUAAUGAUGAAUAGAUUAAAUGAAACUUCACAAGUUUAUGGGUUUAAUGUUACAGGAUUUGCAACAAGUAUUUGGGAUGAAAGUUUAUAUAAAGCUUGGAGUUCAAUAGUUUGUUCAUUAAUUCCAAAUAUGAAUCAAUAUGAAACAAAUUUAUCAAAUCUACAAAAUAUAUUGGAAGCUCAAGAAAUUAUAUUAUUUGAAAAAACUACAUUUUUAGUUAUAUGUUCAUCAAAUAGUGGUAAUUUAUUAACAAAUGACAACAAUAAUAAUGAAAAUUUUGAAAAAUUAGAUCCAAAAAGAUUUGAAAAAAUUUCAAAUAUAAUGAAAAAUUUUAAACAAAGUUCAACAAAAUUAAAAUCUCAAUUUAGACAAUUAAAUUUAAAUAAUAAUUUAUUUAUAACUGAAUUAAGUUCAAAUUUAAUGAUUUUUGUUGUUUUACCAUUUGGUAUUAAUAAUAACUCAGGUUUAAUUCAAGAAAAUAUUAAACAAGCAAGAAAAUAUUUCCAAUAG
Messenger RNA from Hansenula ciferrii, 870 nucleotides. It is a transcript of the gene GTR1, whose product is annotated as Rag GTPase GTR1. Gene Ontology annotation, molecular function: GTP binding; GTPase activity. Lineage: Eukaryota; Fungi; Ascomycota; Saccharomycetes; Phaffomycetales; Wickerhamomycetaceae. The transcript has a single exon. Gene Ontology annotation, cellular component: fungal-type vacuole membrane; Gtr1-Gtr2 GTPase complex; nucleus. Gene Ontology annotation, biological process: regulation of autophagy; cellular response to starvation; cellular response to amino acid stimulus. The record is from RefSeq and is a predicted model, not a curated record. The coding region runs from base 1 to 870 and encodes 289 amino acids.